CAUAAAUUAAGUCAGAGAUGCAUUACAUACUGCAUCUUCAAUAACUAUUAGAAAAUGCGUGACGUAGCGAUGGAUGCAAAUGGAAAUGGGAAGCGUGAUCUUCCCCGAAUAGUUCUACAGCAACGAAUUAUGAGUACUGAAGAAACAUCUAAAUCUACGGAUUUGGAUUUCAUUUAUGAUGAUGCAGACAAGCAUGCCAAUGAAAUUGCAGAAUUAUAUAGUUAUUCGGAACAAUCUGAAUUACACGUUAACCUUACAGCAUUUGAAGAACAAAUGGAAUUAUAUAAAUUAAGACCAUGGUGGCAAAAUUUGUCAGAAGCUCAACAAAAAUCUGUAAUUUACAAAUUAUUAGAUCAAUUAGAGGUUUCUAAUAAACAAUUAAGAAUGAAGGCAGCAAGAUGUAUUUUGUAUUUAGCUCAAGGUUGUUGGGCUGAAGUACAAUCUGAUGAAGAGCAACGAGAAUGGACCAGAAAAAAUGUUAUGUUAUUGUAUGAGGCUGGAAUUUUUCCAACAUUUGUUGAACUUCUUAAUAUUGAAAUUACUAAUAGUAGAAGAGCUGCUUCUGCAAUGAGAAAAAUAUCUGUUAGUCUUGACGAUUCCACUGAUUUAAGAGUAAUUUUGUCAGUUUUAUAUAUUAUAACAGAAGUGAUGAGAGAAGAAAUGAAAAAUUUAAAACAUAGUAUUUAUAAAAAUAAUGUUGAAUCUUUUAAAGAAGAUUUAAUAAAUCCUUAUGGCGAAGAAUUACUUAUAGUUAAACUUCUUGGUAUGGUAACAUAUUUUUGCAGUGGAGCAGCUCCACAUUUUCCAAUGAAAAAAGUUCUUUUAUUAUUAUGGAAGUUAAUUUUGGUAUCUUUGGGUGGAAUUGAUACAUUGAGAGAAUUAAAAAAACAAUAUCGUGAAGAAGCUGGUCUUGAUACGCAACAAGAAGAUACUUUAGAAGUUGCUAAGACUAUGAGAGCUAGUUCUCCUCCUGUCAGUGCAGCAGAUUUAAUAGAAACACAAAAUCAAAAAAAGAAUCAUAGAUCUUAUCGACGAUUUUUAAUGAAACAAAGUUCAUUAGAUGAACCAGGCUUGGAAAUGGAAUAUGAAGGUGCAGAAAUGGGAAAUGAUACUGCAAAUAAUGAAGGUGAAGGAGAAGCUAAUGUAUUUAUGAAUCAAACUGUUUUAACUCAGUUACGAACUUAUUGUCAAAAUGAAAAUAAUCAACCUCAAGUAAGACCUGAUACUCCACAACUUACUAAAGGAAAAAGUUUACCAUGGACACCAAAAGUGAGACAAAAGGAUGUGGACACUUUUUUGGAAGUAUCAAGAUUAAAAUUUGUUGGUUACAAUUUAGAAGGAGACAGACAAAGUUUGGCAGGUUUACCACAACCAAUACUUGAAGGCGUUAAUACACUUAAAAGACAUAUGUAUAUAUCUUUAGCAGAAAUCCAAAUUCAAAAAGAGGAACAAAUGCUUAGAAAUCCUAUUAGUACUCCAAGGUUUCCAAUUCGCCAAACACCAACAGAAAUUGUAUAUCAUGCUAUAUUACCAUUUGUUCCACAAUAUAUGAUUGCAUUACUGAAGAUUUUAUUAGCAGCUGCACCUACUAGUAAAGCUAAAACAGAUAGUACUAAUAUUAUGGCUGAUGUUUUACCAGGACAAAUGCCUAUGACCGUUUUUCAAUCAAUGAAACUCGCCAUUGAUAUAAACAGACAUAAAGAAAUUAUUGUUAAAGCCGUAUCUGCUAUACUACUUCUUUUAUUGAAACAUUUUAAAUUAAAUCACAUAUAUCAAUUUGAAUUCAUGUCACAACAUUUAGUAUUUGCUAAUUGCAUACCACUCGUUUUAAAAUUUUUAAAUCAGAAUAUUCUAGCUUAUAUUAAAGUUAAAAAUGUUAUUCCUAUUUUGGAUUUUCCCAUGUGUGUUAUUGGAGAACAACCAGAUGUAUCUCUUGAUAAUCUUGAAACUGGAGACAAUUCACCAUGUUCAUGGAGAAAUGUUUUUUCUUGUAUUAAUUUAUUACGUAUUCUUAAUAAAUUGACAAAAUGGAAACAUAGUAGAAUUAUGAUGUUAAUCGUUUUUAAAUCAGCACCUAUAUUAAAACGUACAUUAAAAGUCAGACAUGCAAUGAUGCAAUUAUAUGUCUUAAAAUUACUAAAAAUGCAAACCAGGUAUUUAGGACGACAAUGGCGAAAAACUAAUAUGAAAACAAUCAGUGCAAUUUAUGCAAAAGUUCGACAUCGUCUGAAUGAUGAUUGGGCUUAUGGAAAUGAUUUAGAAGCACGACCUUGGGAUUUUCAAGUAGAUGAAUGCGUAUUACGUUCUUGUGUUGACCGAUUUAAUAAUCUACGAUACACUAAUGUCCCUAAAGAUAAAGAUAUGGAACCUGUUGAUAAUUCUGUUACGUCGGUACUCGGAGUAAACGUGGAAUUAAGCGAUGAAUUUAAACAACAUUAUGAAUUAUGGUUACAACAAGAAGUAUUUCAAAGAAGUAUUAAUUGGGACGAAUUAUUAGAUCCUGAAGCGUGUGAGAUUUAAAUUUUUAAUAAGUGUAAUAUAAUAUAUAUAUAUAUUAAAAUCGUAUUUUCGUCAACUCA
Messenger RNA from Apis cerana (Asiatic honeybee), 2579 nucleotides. RefSeq names its product striatin interacting protein (gene Strip). The record is from RefSeq and is a predicted model, not a curated record. Gene Ontology annotation, biological process: cytoskeleton organization. Gene Ontology annotation, cellular component: cytosol. NCBI's taxonomy places the organism in Eukaryota, Metazoa, Arthropoda, Insecta, Hymenoptera, Apidae.